AUAGCUCUUCAAAUGUAGAGACUAUAAACAUUCCACCAGGUGGUGCUGUUUGACCUACAUUCUAUUUCCGGUGGUUCAUUUCCGCUGUGAAAGUGCAGUCGUUUCGAAGUUCGACUUUCUAAGCAGAUUGUUCAAUUCAAGACAGUCAAGCUCAUGGACUGGAUUCUAGGCCUUAUGACAAAAUAUGCAGCAGAUUAUGGAAAACGAGUUGCUAAUUGUAAAAAAUGUAAGCAAAAGAUAGAUAAGGGAAUAAUGAGACUUGCUAAACUGACAACAAAUCCCUUUAGUGAAGAAGGGGGUGAUAUGAAACUUUAUCAUCAUCCACAGUGUCUCUUUGACACCUUUCUACGAGCACGAGCAACAACAAGAAAAAUUGAAGAUACUGAAGACGUGGAAGGUUUCAAAGACUUGAAACAGGAAGAUAAAGACGAAAUCAACAAAUUGAUCAAAGACUCACUCGAAAAAUCUUCUAAUAAAAAAACUACACCAGCUAAGAAAAAAGCAACACCAAAGAAAGCUGCUGUAACACCUAUGAAAUCUGAAACAAUACCAUCUGCUACCAAUGGCGCAUCAGCCUCACCAAAACCAGUUGCCACGGUUACAUCAACAGAUACAAAUGCUAGCCAUAAAGAUAACUCAUUCAGGCAGUUCCGUUGUGUAUGUGCUGAAAUAGCAGAGGAGGCAUCUUAUAAUGGGAAGACUGCCAUUGUUAAGAAAUUCCUGACAAAGGGCAGUGAUGGAGAUAGUUACAAAGGUGACUGUUAUCUGAUGCUGAAGUUGCUACUCCCAGGUGUUGUAAAACGUGUAUACAAUCUCAACAGUAAACAGAUGAUCAAACUGUUUAGCCAGAUAUUCCAUACAAAUCAAGAAGAAAUGUUAACCCACCUGGAGCAGGGAGAUGUUGCUGAAACAAUCAAGACCUUCUUUGAUGACAAUACCGCCCUACCUCCACAAAAGAAAAGCAAUUUAGAUAUUAUCGAGGUUGAUAAUUUCCUGACUGAGAUGUCCAAGUUAACAAAAGAAGAUGAACAACAGAGAUGUCUCACAAAGAUUACUAAACGGUGUACUGGAAAUGAUCUCAGAAUGGUUAUCCGACUCAUUAAACAUGAUCUCAGAAUAAAUGCCGGGGCCAAGCAUAUACUGGAAGGCCUAGACCCCAAUGCCUACCCAGCUUUCCAGGCCUCCAGAGAUCUAAGAGAUGUAGUUGAUAGAGUUCUGGCCAAUAAAAAAGAAGCUGCAGAAGGUGGUAAACCAGGCAUGACCAAGAAGCUUAGUGUGAGAGCAAACCUAAUGACCCCUGUAUUACCCAUGCUGGCUGAAGCCUGUAAAUCUGUGGAAUAUGCCAUGAAGAAGUGCCCAAAUGGGAUGUAUGCUGAGAUCAAAUAUGAUGGUGAGAGGGUACAGGUUCAUAAACAGGGAGACUCAUUUCAUUACUUCAGUCGUAGCCUCAAGCCAGUUCUUCCUCAUAAAGUUCAACAUUUCAAAGACUACAUUCCCAAGGCUUUCCCAGGUGGAAGUGAUUUGAUCCUAGAUGCUGAGGUAUUGCUGGUUGAUACAAAUACAAGUCAACCUCUGCCAUUUGGAACUCUAGGGGUACACAAGAAAGCGGCAUUUCAAGAUGCUAAGGUUUGCCUGUAUAUAUUUGACUGUCUACACUACAAUGGAGAAAACAUGAUGGAUAAGCCAAUUAAAGAGAGACGAAGGAUUCUACACAAGAACAUGGUAGAGGUUCCUCACAGGGUUCUGUUCUCUGAGAUGAAGCAUAUCCAUAAACCCAUUGACUUGAAGGAUCUGAUGAUGAAGGUGUUCAGGGAAGGCUUGGAAGGACUUGUCCUGAAAGAUGUCAAUGGUAUCUAUGAGCCAGGAAAGAGGCACUGGCUGAAGGUGAAGAAGGAUUAUUUGGCAGAUGGUGCAAUGGCUGAUACAGCAGAUCUAGUGGUCCUUGGGGCAUACUAUGGCACUGGAAACAAAGGUGGCAUAAUGUCCGUUUUCCUAAUGGGUGUAUAUGACCCAGACAAAGAUAUUUGGCGCACAGUCUCCAAGGUAGCUGGUGGCCAUGAUGACAAGACUCUUGAUAGGCUCCAGAAGGAACUUGAGAUGGUUAAAAUAAAAAAGGAUGCCUCGAGAAUUCCCAGCUGGCUGAGGAUCAACAAAAAUGUACUACCAGACUUUGUAGUAGCUGAUCCUAAGAAAGCCCCAGUGUGGGAGAUCACAGGUGCAGAGUUUAGUAAAUCAGAAUCUCACACUGCAGAUGGGAUUUCCAUCCGCUUCCCCAGGGUAACGAAGAUCAGAGAUGAUAAAGGUUGGAAGGAAGCCACAGAUCUACCAAGACUUAGGGAAUUAUUCAAAGUAUCAAAACAGCAUUCAGAGAUUCCUGAUAUGAUAGGAGCCUCCACACCAAAAAAGGCUGAGACCAAUGGUAGUGGCAGCAGCAAUGGUUCAAGGCCCACAACCCCCAUCAAGACAGAGAAGAGUAGCAGCCCAAGGCCUAGUACCCCUGUGAGAGCUGAGAAGAGGAAGCUGGAAGAAGCUUCUGAAUCUGCAUCUCCUGCUAAACGGAAACCUGUGGAUUCUCCAUCAAAGGGCAAUCCAGUAUGUAAAUAUGGUUCAGAUUGUUACCAGACCAAUCCAGCCCACAGGGAGCAAUAUACUCAUACUGUGUCAUCCCAACCAACCAAGAAGCUACCAACUGUAUUUAAAGGCAUGAAGAUCUACCUCCCCAGCUCAGUUGAGAAGUAUAAGGAAUUGAAGCGCUAUAUUGUUGCCUUUGAUGGUGAUAUUGUGGCUGAAUUUGAGAAAGAUACAGCUACACAUACAGUGCAAUCAAGUGACGAGGGAGACUCUAGCUCGGCUACUACUAUCACAACAGACUGGCUUUGGAGAUGCAUAAAGAAGAAACAGAUCGUUCCUGUGUGAAUGAACACAACAAUGGACCUUUAACUGAAUAUAUCGAAAACAAUGCUUUAAAUAUUGAGCUGUAGGCUUAUCUGUGUGACACUCAUUCAUAUUUGGAACUGUGUCUUGGACAGCUUGACUAGACAUGAACGAUUGUGAGCAUAAGCAGCAUGUAUUGUAUCAAAAAACUGGUGGAAUAAUUGAUCAUUUAGUGCUUUAAUUUAUUUAUUGAGUUAUGAGGCCUAGGCUAUCUACUGAAGCAUUUCUUACGGACAUGCACAACUUGUGGUUACAUAAUCAUCAUUCAUUAAAUCAAAUCUCGCAUAUAUAU
This is a messenger RNA of Owenia fusiformis, 3226 nucleotides long. NCBI's taxonomy places the organism in Eukaryota, Metazoa, Annelida, Polychaeta, Sabellida, Oweniidae. The record is from the annotation of a GenBank genome assembly.